This is a messenger RNA of Lobosporangium transversale, 1274 nucleotides long. RefSeq lists its product as hypothetical. The transcript has a single exon. Lineage: Eukaryota; Fungi; Mortierellomycota; Mortierellomycetes; Mortierellales; Mortierellaceae. The annotation marks the transcript as partial. The record is from RefSeq and is a predicted model, not a curated record.
CUUUCUUCUUUUUUUUUGUCUCGAACCCGCCUUUCCUGUGCUCGAACCCGCCUUUCUUCUUUUUUUUUGUCUCGAACCCGCCUUUCUUGUGCUCGAACCCGCCUUUCUUCUUUUUUUUUGUCUCGAACCCGCCUUUCUUGUGCUCGAACCCGCCUUUCUUCUUUUUUUUUGUCUCGAACCCGCCUUUCUUGUGCUCGAACCCGCCUUUCUUCUUUUUUUUUGUCUCGAACCCGCCUUUCUGUGCUCGAACCCGCCUUUCUUCUUUUUUUUUGUCUCGAACCCGCCUUUCUUGUGCUCGAACCCGCCUUUCUUCUUUUUUUUGUCUCGAACCCGCCUUUCUGUCUCGAACCCGCCUUUCUGUGCUCGAACCCGCCUUUCUUCUUUUUUUUUGUCUCGAACCCGCCUUUCUUGUGCUCGAACCCGCCUUUCUUCUUUUUUUUUGUCUCGAACCCGCCUUUCCUGUGCUCGAACCCGCCUUUCUUCUUUUUUUUUGUCUCGAACCCGCCUUUCUUGUGCUCGAACCCGCCUUUCUUCUUUUUUUUUGUCUCGAACCCGCCUUUCUUGUGCUCGAACCCGCCUUUCUCCUUUUUUUUUGUCUCGAACCCGCCUUUCUUUUUUUUUUGUCAUGGACCCGCUUGGUGUUAUCAUGAACCCGCCCUAUGUUUUGCCCCAAAGCUCCUUGACAUCGUCCUAAUUUUUCUUUUUAUUUGCCUCGUAGCUCAAUGGAUUCUCAUGAGGAAAACCAGGCGCAUCAGUGCAUGGACUGCGAAGGGAAAUUCAGCUCGAAAAAACAUCUGAAAGAUCACCGUGAUGAUUAUCACAGUGAGGAAUGUUGUGUGUCUCUCCCUAAUACACAAGGUUUUGAUCUUCCUCACCGAAUUCAUCGCGUAGAUGGUCAUUUUACUUGUCCUCUUUGCCAGAGGAAAAUUAGGACUACACGUGGGAUGAAAAGCCACAUUAAGUUGAGAAGGUGCCAGGGUAAGGCUGAUGAUGAAGGUGAUGAAUCAGCAGGCUCCCAAGAAACGGGACCAGCAACCCCACUCUCUUCCAAGAGAACUUUCGAGGAAAUGGUUUUUACUGCUUGCGGGGGCAGUUGGAUGCAACAGACCAUGAGAAAAAGAAGACGUUAUUAUUCACAGAGUGUUUUGAACUUGCACCAAUUUCUCUAAUCACAAAAUCAGGCGUCAAUCACACCCUUUUGGGACAUGUUCCAAUCCUCGACGAGCUGUCGGCUGAUAGCCCAGUGGCUUUAACCGUUGCUUCCACACAGUUGU